AUGGCUGCUCUAACGCCGAGUAACGUCCACAAUUCAUACAGUUAUGCUGAUGACUUGGAUAUUGUCGAUGACCUCGGUUACGAUGAUAUCGACGACGGUUAUAUAGGCAAGUAUACGCAGUACGUGGAGAAAACUCAUCAAAAUCGCGAAGCUCAUUUACGAGAGCUGUUCGUAUCUGAGCAAGCUUAUGUCGAAACUCUACAGGUCAUCAAAAAAUAUUACCUGGAACCUCUGCGGGCAGAGGCUAAGAAUCAAGCGCGCAAGUUUCUUGGCAUGCAAAAGAUCGUAUGCACUGACCAAGAAGUAAAUGCUUUGUUUACAAACCUGGAGUCCGUAUAUGAGGUACAUCGCGAAAUGCUUUCUUUAUUGGAGGAGCGAUUUUCUCGGUUAUGGGGACCAACGCAAAUCACCUGGGAUAUAUUUCAGACUUCGCUCCCAAAACUCACUGUUUACGAUCAAUUUUUACGCGAAUUCCCGAGUGCAUUGAACACCUAUCAGAGAUUGAUAAAAAUACCCGCCUUCAGAAAGUUUAUGGAGUCUUGCCAAAAGGACUCAUCGUGCAAAAAAACUAGCUUUUUGUAUCUCAUGAAGGAGCCUCUACAUCGCAUAUCUGUGUACGCCAGUCUUAUACCACUCAUCAUGACUGGUACCCCAAUUAUGCACCCGGACUACAAUGGAUUACGAGCCGCCACAAAAUGUAUUAAUGCUAUCUCUGGACACCUUGUAGAAAGAAUGGAAGCGGGCGAUAACUUGUGGCAAAUGGCCCAUCUACAAUCAAACGUUCUAAACAUUCCAAACAUCUUUUCACCGACCCGUAAACUCCUGUUAUGCGGUAGCAUGUACCGUGUCAACACACAAACUCAAAGUCUCAACCCUAACGUCGCGUUUGUAUUGGAACCGCGAACGUACCUUCUCUUCAGCGACAUGCUUUUAGUGUGCAAGGCAAAAGGCGAUAGCGGUCAGCUACAUUAUAAAAGCACAGUAGAAAUUCGCGGCAUGGAUGUUCGAAACAAGCAAUACAGAGAAUCCAAUCCAUUCAAUGUAUUGGAGUUAUCUCCCAGUAGUGCUAAUCAAGAUGACUGGAUUGCCUCCAACGCCUUAAUACCUUUGAACGCUCACGAGAUUCGAUGCAAUAACCAGGAGCAACAUAUGGAAUGGUAUCAAAUGCUAAGGAAGGUUUUGUCAGACGUGAACAAGACAGCGACAGCCGUCACCACAAACGGCUCAGAACGUACCAACGACUUUGGGAGAGCAUCUACAAGAAUAUCGCUCAUCUCGACGACGUCAACCUCCACAAGGUCAACUAAGUCAACUGAAGACGGCUUCACCUUUCCUGCCGUAAAAACACCCACUUCACCUUCAGGAUCGUUUGAUUUGCAAAGCAAACCAAAACGGAAUAAGGAUAUCGUUGUUCUUCCAGGGGCUCUCAAACAAGCGCCAAAUCUCGUUGGCGGUAUAUAUGGCGGAGGAUUCGGGUUAGGGCGAUACUGA
Molecule: messenger RNA, 1491 nt
Organism: Umbelopsis ramanniana AG
Lineage: Eukaryota; Fungi; Mucoromycota; Umbelopsidomycetes; Umbelopsidales; Umbelopsidaceae
Exons: 7
Coding region: 1-1491 (496 amino acids)
Molecular function (GO): guanyl-nucleotide exchange factor activity
Source: RefSeq, a predicted model, not a curated record